GAGGGAGAGAGAAGGAGAGAAGAGAGCACACACUCACACACUCCAAGCACGCUGGGGCAAGUGCAGUAAGAGUGGGCAGAGCAGAGAAGAGCCGUGCAGUGGAGGGCAGUGAACAUUUGACACAGCGCUAAAGGAAACUACAGAGAGGAUUGUGUCUGUCUCUGUGUGUGUACGAGGAUUGCUGCCCCUGGAAACCAGCUUCUCUGUGUGUGUGUGUGUGAAGUUUUUUGUGUGUGCAUGUGUGUGAGUGUGAGGGAUUUUUGUCCUGCUUUUGAGCUGAGAAGGGGAGAGUGUUUGGCCGGGCGUCUGGUCUGAGAAGUGCAGUUCAUUUCCCCCUGCGGAGAGGAGAAGAGAAGAGAGGAGAAGAGAAGAGAGGAGAAGAGAAAAGAAGAGAGGAGUACAGUAGCACUGCAAGAGGACUUCUGAUCUGUCCUGAUCCCCAGUUGGACGCUGCUCUUAUUGUUUCUUAUUGUUUUUCCUCUUCGGCGUGUUUUUUUGUGAACUUUGGGACUUGGCUUGGACAACUUCACUGCAAGAGGUGAGAUGGGUGGAUGGCUGGUGAGUCUCAGUCUGGGGCUCCUGACGCUGCUCCUGUGUUCGACUAGCAGCCACGCUGAUGGGAACCUGUGUCUGGCCUCCCAGAAGACCUGCUCAGAAUGUAUCCGGACAGGAAAGGGCUGCGGAUACUGCCCUGACGAGAUUUUUGAUCAUCCUCGAUGUGACCUGAUUGAGCACCUGACGACUCUGGGAUGCCGGUCUGUGAUGAGUGCCCAGGGCUCCUACACCAUGCGCAAGGACGUGGCCAUCAACACCUUGCUAAAGCAGUCGCAGGUGCGUCCCCAGGCCCUGAGCAUGGAGCUGCUGCCUGGGGAGGAGAGGGAGGUGGAGCUGGAUGUCUUCCAGCCGGAGAAGGGACCUCUGGACCUCUACAUCCUCAUGGACUUCUCAAACUCCAUGAACGACGAUUUGGACAACCUCAAGAGCAUGGGCAAGGAUCUAGCUAACCUAGUGGAGGACUUGUCUGACAACUACACCAUCGGAUUCGGCAAGUUUGUUGACAAAGUCACCGCUCCCCAAACUGACAUGAGACCAAACAAGUUGAAGGAGCCGUGGCCCAAUAGCGAGACUCCGUUCUCCUUCAAGAACGCCAUCCGGCUGACGCCCAACGUGGACCACUUCAGAGCAGAACUACAGAAGCAGAAGAUCUCAGGCAACCUGGAUGCACCCGAGGGGGGAUUUGAUGCCAUACUACAGGCUGCUGUCUGCCAGACAGAGAUAGGCUGGCGUCCUCAGAGUACCCAUCUGCUGGUCUUCUCCACUGAGUCGGCGUUCCACUACGAGGCGGAUGGCAUGAACGUUCUAGCCGGAAUUCUGCCCCGGAACGAUGAACAAUGUCACCUCAACAAUAACGAAUAUGAUCGUUACCAGCUACAGGACUACCCGUCUGUUCCUACGCUAGUGCGCCAGCUGGGAAAACACAACAUCAUCCCCAUCUUCGCAGUGACACAGCACUCCUACUCUUACUAUGAGAAGCUGUAUAAGUAUUUCCCCAUUGCUGACCUGGGCAAACUGGAGGAAGAUUCGAGGAACAUCCUGGAUCUCUUGAGAGACGCCUUCGUGCGUAUCCGUUCUAAGAUGUUCAUCCGUGCGGAGGACCGGCCGCGUGCCAUCGAGACUGAAGUGCUCUCAGCCACCGGGCAGCAGGCUGACAACGGAAACUUCCUCGUCCCUCCUAACACUAUCGGUAACUUUAAGCUAAAGGUAGCCGCUAGCCGCAUGGUGGGUGAUGUCCACGUGUGCGAUCUAACCCCUGAGGAAAGGGCGGGGCUUAUGAGGGUCAAACCAACGACCUUCAGCACGGCACUAGAGGUCGACACCAAUAUCCUCUGCCCCACAUGCGAGUGCGAGAAGACUCCCUCAGUGAACUCCCCUCGCUGCAGUUUCAAUGGAGAUCUGAUCUGUGGCAAGUGCAAAUGCAACGAAGAAUGGUUAGGCCCCUAUUGCAACUGCUCUAAGGACGCCUCCUCCGCUAACGAGCUAAGCUGUAAAGCCCCGGGCAGCAAGGAGGCGUGCUCUGGCAGGGGAGACUGCCUGUGCGGGACAUGCGUCUGCUACAACCCCAACCAGUUCGAAGGCCCCUUCUGCCAAUACGACAAGACGCAAUGCACACGCUUUGGAGGAUUCCUCUGCAAUGCGCGUGGGAACUGCUACAUGGGCCAGUGUGUGUGUGAUGAAGGCUGGACGGGAAGUGCUUGUGACUGCCCCAUUAGCAACCGCACAUGCAUGGAGAACGGGGUGUUGUGUAGUGGCCGUGGGGUGUGUAAGUGUGGCCGCUGUGAAUGUGACCAGUACAACGGGAUGACCCUCGGACCCACCUGUGCCCCCAGCUUCGAGGCCCAGCUGGACAUGUGUGGGGAUAAGCAUGCAUGUGUUCAGUGUCAGAUGUGGAAGACUGGAGAGAAGAAGGAUGAGAAGGACUGUGAGAAAUGCCCUUUCAAGGUCAUACCCGUGGACGAACUCAAAGACAGGGACCAUGUGUUGGAGACGUGUUCUUUCCGUGAUGAGGAUGACGACUGCACGUAUCACUACACGGUGGACCUAUCUGCUGAGAAGAAGGAGACAGAGGUGGAGGUACUGAAGAAGAAAGAUUGUCCUGCUGGUGGUUUCUUGUGGUUGAUUCCUCUCAUCAUGUUCCUGAUGCUGCUGCUGGGGCUGCUGCUACUCUGCUGCUGGAAAUACUGCGCCUGCUGCAAGGCAUGUUUGGCACUGCUCCCCUGUUGUGGAAGAGGGCGUACGGUGGGUUUUAAGGAGGAUCAUUACAUGCUGCAGCAGUCUCUCCUGACGUCUGAUCACCUGGACACCCCCCUGGUCAGAGCCGGGCCCCCCAAGAGCACUGACGUGGUGAGGUGGAAAAUUACGGAUAACGUCCACAGAGAACCAGACCACCCACUGGCCAGAGUGCAGCCCAACCCGAAAGAGACCAUCCAGUUCCCCGUGUCGCUGCGUCUGAAUCGCCUCUUCUCCGACAGCCUGGCCAGACCAGAGAGUAGAGAGGCAGAGGCCCUACGACACGAAGUGGAGGAAAACCUGAACGAGGUCUACAAGCAGAUACCAGGAUCCCACAAGGUCACCAACACCACCUUCAGGACACAGAGGAAUGCAGGGAAAAGGCAGAACAACACCAUUGUAGACACAGUGCUUGCAGCCCCCCGCUCCACCUACCCCGAUAUCGUCAAGGCAACGGAUAAGCAGGUGCAGGCUGGGAACAUGGGCAACCUGAAGGUAGUGCCCGGAUACUACACUGUGGCCAACGACAGAGAGGCCACUGGCGCAGUAGAGUUCCAGGAGGGUGUUGAGAGUCUUGAUGUGCGCGUGCCGCUCUUCAUCAAAGACGAGGAUGAGGAUAAGAAGCAGCUAUUGGUGGAGGCCCUAGACGUCCCCGUGGGCAUCGCCAAGAUCACCCGUCGCUACGUCAACAUCACCGUCGUCAAGGAGCACGCCAAGAGUGUGUUGACCUUCCUCCAGCCGUCGUACACCUACAGCCGCCAGGAGGGCGUGGCCAACAUCCCCAUCAGCCGUGACAUCAUCGAGGACGGCCGUACCCAGGUCACCUACCGCACACGAGACCUCACCGCCAAGGACAAGAAGGACUACGUCUCGGUAGAGGGUGAUCUGACCUACCAGCCUGGCGAGACCCAGAAGAUGGUACCCGUUAAGCUUCUAGAACUCGGAGAGGCAGAUGGUCUCCUGGACGACGGUCGCCAGGUGAAGCAGUUCGUGAUGGACCUUAGUAACCCUCGGCAGGGAGCCAAGCUGGGGAGAUACCCACGCACCACCAUCACCAUCGCAGACAAGCCAGAGCCGAGUGUGAUGAUGUUUAAGAAGGGCACCCAAACCUUCACCACCUCUGACCCCGUCUACAGUAUUCCUGUCGUGCGCACACGUAACCUGGAGGGACCCGCUACCAUACACUGGCGCACACGCAAGGCCUCACGCUUUGAGAUGUCGGGUCCUCUGAAGUUCGCUCCUGGUGAGAGUGAGAAGAACGUUGUGAUUGACGCUCGUUCGCACCCAGGUCCGAUUAACCCCGAAACCUUCCAGCUGGAAUUGUUUGACCCGAGUACCAACACGGCCGUCGGGGAGAGGAAGACCACACUAGUCAACGUCACGGACCCUGGUGACAUGGGUACCCAGGACGUGAUCCCUUUGCAGAACAUGGGCUUCAUCAACCAGAGGGCCACCUCUCCCGGCGGCGUCCCCUUCAUACCCCCCAACCUCAAGGCCACGCCCACUGGACCCCGCAACAUCCGCAUGAACUGGAACGCUGUGCCCGGAGCCCUCGGAUACAAGGUGAGGUACUGGAUCUACGGGGACCCAGAGGAGAAGGGUCAGGUGCUGGAUGUGAAGUCUCCUCAGGCUGAGCUGACUGACCUGUACCCCUACUGCGACUACGAGAUGAGGGUGGCCAGCUACAACGCCGUGGGCCAGGGCAACUAUGGAGAGAUGGUCACCUGCCAGACCUUGGAGGAUGUCCCCAGUGAGCCGGGUCGUCUGGCGUUUAACGUGAUCAGCCCCACGGUGACACAGGUCAGCUGGGGGGAGCCGGCCGAGACCAACGGGGUCAUCACCCAAUACGAGGUCCUCUACACGCCCAUCAACGAUGACAGCAAGCCGAUGGGUGCCGAUAAGAAGGUGAAGAUUGACAACCCUAAGAAGCGCAUGCUGCUGAUUGAGAACCUGCAGCCCAACCAGACCUACUCCUACAAGGUGCGCGCCGCCAACAGCGUCGGCUGGGGACCCUUCAGGGACGCCACCAUCAACCUGGCAACGCAGCCCUCCAGACCCAUGUCCAUUCCCAUUAUUCCUGAUAUCCCCAUAGUGGAUGCGGAGGCCGGUGAGGAGUAUGACAGCUAUCUGAUGUACAGUAAUGAAGUGAUGCGAUCUCCUACAGGCUCCAAAUGCCCCAGCGUAGCAGGAGACGACUCGGUGGUGAAUGGCAAGUGGGACCAGGGCUUCCUGUACCCUGGCGGUUCGGGCUCUCUGACUGGCUCCCUCACCCGCAACAUUAGCUCCGCCUCCUCCAGCUACAACCAGCUGUCGCCCCUCCCCCACUCCAGCGUCAAGCAUGGCAGCUCCGCCAGUAGCAUGACCAUGGACACGAGCACGACCACCUACAUCUCCGGACAAGGUGGUUCAAUGUCAGGAAGACAUGAGAUCAUCAGCAAGGGUGGCUACUCAGGUGGACAGGUGGUGAUGAGGAAGCGAUCGGAGAAUCGUGGUUACUAUGACGAGAACGUGCGGGAUUCCAUCGUCAUGGGCGACGCCCAGGCUGGGUUCAUGGAUAGCAUGAGUGGUCUGAGUGGCUUCAGUAAGAGUGUCACCAGCUACAGCAUGGCUUCGGCUUCGGGCAGCUCCCGCGCUCGCACGCAGUCAGAAGAUGUCAACGACGCACUUUUGAACCUGGACAGGGUUCUACAGGACACGCGUAUGAACCCCGGUGUUCCGGACACCCCGACCCGUCUGGUGUUCUCCGCUCUUGGACCCACGGCCCUCAAAGUCAGCUGGCAGGAACCGCACUGCGAAAGAGACAUACUCGGAUACUGCGUACUGUACCAGCUCAUUAAUGGAGGCGAGACGAGGCGUAUCGAGGUGCCUAAUUCGGGUCAGAACUCUGUGGUGGUCCAGGACCUGCUGCCUAACCAGUCGUACGUGUUCAAGGUGAAGGCCCAGAGCCAGGAGGGCUGGGGGCCCGAGAGGGAGGGGGUCAUCACCAUCGAGUCAGCUGUGGACCCUAGCAGUCCACUCAGCCCCAUGCCUGGUUCCCCGUUCACGUUAAGCACCCCCAGUGCCCCUGGGCCCCUGGUCUUCACUGCCCUCAGUCCAGACACACUGCAGCUCAGCUGGGAGAAGCCACGCAAGCCCAACGGAGAUAUCCUGGGAUACGUGGUCACAUGCCAACAGCUGGACGGAGGAGGUGACCUGCGCUCCUUCAAGGUGGGUGGUGAUACGUCUGAGACCAGCCUGACGGUGUCGGACCUCCAGGAGAACGUUCCCUACAAGUUCAAAGUUCAGGCGCGCACCACACAGGGCUUUGGACCCGAGAGGGAGGGAAUCAUCACUAUAGAAUCACAGGAUGGAGCCUCCAUGUCUCAGUACAGUGGCCAGUCCAUGACGAGGAAGGAGGUCUUCCAGUUGCCCCCGGAGAUGACCACGCACACCAGCGUCACACACCGAACCAUCAAUGACCCCUUCUUCUCUGGAGCCGUGCAAGAGGGUAUGACGAUGACGACUCAGCGGAUGGAGAGCGGCGGAACCUUCACGCGUCAGGUGAUGCAAGAAGUGGUCCAAAGGGGCGUGGUCUCCAGCACCAGCGUCACCAAGCGCGUGGAGAAAUACUACGAAGCAUAAACACACACACACACACACACACACACACACACACACACACACACACACACACACACACACACACACA
Molecule: messenger RNA, 6475 nt
Organism: Engraulis encrasicolus (European anchovy)
Lineage: Eukaryota; Metazoa; Chordata; Actinopteri; Clupeiformes; Engraulidae
Gene: itgb4
Product: integrin, beta 4
Exons: 44
Coding region: 544-6408 (1954 amino acids)
Biological process (GO): cell migration; cell-matrix adhesion; cell adhesion mediated by integrin
Cellular component (GO): membrane; focal adhesion; cell surface
Molecular function (GO): integrin binding
Source: RefSeq, a predicted model, not a curated record